Messenger RNA from Penaeus monodon (black tiger shrimp), 541 nucleotides. RefSeq names its product ran-binding protein 9-like (gene RanBPM). Lineage: Eukaryota; Metazoa; Arthropoda; Malacostraca; Decapoda; Penaeidae. Gene Ontology annotation, biological process: cytoskeleton organization; cell surface receptor signaling pathway. The record is from RefSeq and is a predicted model, not a curated record. Gene Ontology annotation, cellular component: cytoplasm. Gene Ontology annotation, molecular function: protein binding.
GAUUAGGCAAAAAUCACAAAGAUGCAGCUAGUGUUCGUGCCACCAACCCAAUUCCAGCUGCUUGCGGCUUGUAUUACUACGAGGUUAAGAUUGUCAGUAAAGGUCGAGAUGGAUACAUGGGUAUUGGUUUGUCAGCACAAGGUGUGAACAUGAAUAGAUUACCUGGUUGGGACAAAAAUUCCUUUGGAUAUCAUGGUGAUGAUGGUCACUCCUUUUGUUCCUCUGGCACUGGUCAUGCUUAUGGACCAACAUUUACGACAGGUGAUGUUAUAGGCUGUGGUAUCAACCUCAUUGAUAAUGUCUGUUUCUACACAAAAAAUGGUCAUUACCUGGGUGUAGCAUUUACAGAUUUACCUCCACAUUUAUAUCCCACGGUUGGGUUACAAACUCCGGGAGAAGUUGUAGAUGCUAACUUUGGACAGGCACCUUUUGUUUUUGACAUUGGAGAGAUGAGGAGGGAGCUGCAGUGCCGUGUGAGAACAACUAUCCAAAACUUUCCUGUCCCUGACACUUACGGGCAAUGGCAGACAAUGCUCCACAG